Molecule: messenger RNA, 2572 nt
Organism: Pseudoliparis swirei
Lineage: Eukaryota; Metazoa; Chordata; Actinopteri; Perciformes; Liparidae
Gene: alkbh1
Product: alkB homolog 1, histone H2A dioxygenase
Exons: 6
Coding region: 959-2092 (377 amino acids)
Biological process (GO): oxidative RNA demethylation
Cellular component (GO): nucleus; cytoplasm
Molecular function (GO): broad specificity oxidative DNA demethylase activity; ferrous iron binding; oxidative RNA demethylase activity
Source: RefSeq, a predicted model, not a curated record
CAUCCAACAAAAGGUGCAUUACCGCCACUUACUGUAUUGGGUUGUGGACCAGUUAAAAAACAUAUAUAUAAUAAAAACCCACAUUCUCCACAGUGUUUUCUAUAUUGCAGUGCUCACAUAGUCCUGUUGGGUGUUUAUUUAUUAUUUGCAUUGUUUUGCUCAGCCUUGUGUGUCCAAUCCUCAGUCUGGUUAAUGUAUUUUAUUCUGCAGUGCUUCCUUUGGUUAUCCUCCUUUUGUCAACGUCCUUCUGAAUAGCAUAAAUAUAUAUUUCCGUGUCUAAACUGUGCUACUAUUCCUUAAAAAAAAUUCUUUUGAUAAUUGAUUUAGCUUUUGCUUUCAAAUACAAUGUCUGUCAUGUUCUGACAUUCGAAUGCUUACUUUGCUAAUUUGUCUGGCGCUUCAUUUCCCUUUACCCCUCUAUGUGCCGGCACCCACAUGAAUGAUAACAAAGUACCCAAAUAAUUUAGUAGGAACAGUGUUUGGUAUAUUUCAUAUCGGAUAGGAUAUUACUUUAUUUAUCCCCAGGGGGAAAUUUAGUGAAGCAGCAGCAAAUAUGUUUACAAAUAUAUCCUUUUCCCAUCAUAGAAAAGAAAGCUUUUGUUAAAGUAGAAUAAAGGAUAGAAGCCCAUUUCCUCUACUGUAAUAAUAGAAUAAAGAUCCUGUAAGUCAUUAUAAUGAGAAACUUUCUAAAAAUAUAUGACAUAUCAUCUCAUAAUUAUGACUUAGUAUAUCAACUCACAAUAAUGACUAUCUCAUAGUAUCUUAUAAUUAUGACUUGGCAUGUAUGUCUUAGCAUCUCAUAAUUAUUAUGACUGUCUUCUCCUCCGCUCUGUGUCGGUUUGACCGAAGACUGAGAGAUAUAUUUCCCACACACGCUAUACCAGUGGGUGGCAGUAAUUCGCCAUAGCGUUGUUGACUAACAGUCAUAAUACACCAAAAAGAAGAACAAGACUACGUCAUGGCCAAGAUGGCUGCCUCCGUGGUGGAGAGUGGUGAGGAUGCGUUUAGAAAAAUAUUCAAGUUUUACAAAAGAAGAAACCCUCCGCCAGAUUUCAGAGACGUCAUUGACUUUUCCAGAAGUGUACCAGGUGACCAGGUAAUCCCGGCUAUAUUGGACCCUGGUCGGGUGAGUGACGUGGAAGCUGCCAAGGUCGGAUUACAGCCUGUCAGAGACUGGAGAGCCUUUGGCCUGAAGGGCUACCCAGGGUUCAUGUUCAUCUCCAACCCAUUCCUACUGGGCUCCAAACCCUUCUGGGUCAGACAGUGUCUGAAGACCUAUCCUCAGAAGCCCAAUGUCUGCAACCUGGACAUGCACAUGUGUCCCUCUGACACCCAGGACAUUUGGGACAAGAGUGUUCAUGGCCUCAGUAGUCCUCGCUCUGGAAAGACACAACCAAAGACUCUGCUUGACAGGCUACGCUGGGUCACUCUAGGAUAUCAUUACAACUGGGAUACCAAGAUGUAUUCUGCAAACAACUACACUCCUUUUCCAGCUGAUCUCCAAUCGCUGUCCUUCCAAAUAACAUCAGCCUGUGGGUUCCCGGGCUUCAACGCAGAGGCUGGAAUCCUCAACUACUACCGAUCAGACUCAUCUCUGGGAAUCCAUGUUGAUGAAUCGGAACUAGAUCACAGCCGCCCGCUGCUGUCCUUCAGUUUUGGGCAGUCAGCUAUCUUCCUGUUGGGAGGCACCCGCAGACAGGACCCCCCCACUGCUAUGUACAUGCACGGUGGAGACGUGAUGGUGAUGUCGGGACAGAGCCGCCUUCUUUACCAUGCUGUCCCACGCAUCGUUGCGGCACCCCAGGGCCAUCCAGCAUUAGAGAUGGAGGGUUGCAGCUUGGCCUCGUCCCGACGCAACUGCUCUGUGGUGGAGCCGCUGUCGGAGCAAGACUGGGCCGUGUGCUCCAGGUACACCCAGAGCGCCAGGGUGAAUGUGACUGUCAGACAGGUGCUGGGGCCUGGACAGAGCUUCUCAGAAACACCCUCUUCUCACCAAAAGACUGAUGCAGACCAGACAGAGGGGCCCCAUGACCAUCCAGCAGAUGAGUGUGGGAAGAGGAGGAGGGUUAGCUCUGAUACUGUGGAGACAUAACACAGACCACCUGUUGUGGGACAUUUGCAUCCAACACCAGUCUUAAUUUGCAGUGAUAUUUUAUUACAUGGCACCUUGCUAAGAAGCACUUCAGAUGUGCUCUUCAAUCUGUUUGCUUACUUGCAUACAUAAAGGAAAAUGUCAUGAAGUGACUUCAGUCCAACUGAUUUGUGUUUCACUGCUGAGGACCAGACUGCGUAACAUGCCUGUCAGUAAGAGCACCAACAUGCAUGUGGUCAUAGACUUUACACAGUUCUUGUUAACAAAGGAUUCCUCACCAAAUAUGUAGCACAGUAAUUAGAUUUAGAACCGUUGGCUCCAUUGACAGUGUGCAGAUGUCAUUGGGAAAGCUGGGUUCUGCGAAAUGUACUUGCAACAAUUUACAAAUUAAAAAAAGAUAAAGAUUGCUUUCUGUUCAGACCCUGUUUUUGAAUUUCCUGUUUUGAAGUGUGAUUCUCCAUAAAGUUUGAUACUCCUGUA